AUGAUAUCCAUUAUUCCCGAGACGAAGCCCAAUAUCAUGAUCAUAGGAACUGGGCCUCAUGCCCAGAAAACCUAUGUACCGCACCUGCAACUGCUGGAAGCCCGGUACGGUCCCAUGAUUCAAGUCCUCGUUGAUAUCGAAGAAAAACGCGAUUCAGUCACAGAAUGGGCAGCAAAAAAAUGCCCAGGGGUUCACCUGCACUUUGUCCCCAUGUUCACAGACUUGAUGCCCAGUCGGGCCCGGGCAGAGCUCGACGAAAUCGCGGUACGGUUCCAUAUCAACGGCAUUAUCAUCGCCACGGAGCCUCUUUCGCAUCAAGUAUAUGCACUUUGGGGAUUGGACCAUGGAUUUCACAUCAUGAUGGACAAGCCAAUUACCACCCGUGUCCAUGCCGGGACCAGUGUCUCGGAGGCAAAGGGCAUUGCCGACGAUUACCAAGAGAUCCUCGCGGCAUAUCAAAAGCUCCAGAAACACAAAACAACAGGAUUCGUGGUCAGCAGUCACCGUCGCUUCAAUCCUCUUAUCAUACGAGCUCAUCAGUACAUUCGUGAGAUUGUGGAACGAACCGGUUGUCCUGUGACAAGCGUUUCUGCCUCGUACUGUGACGGAACUUUCCGACUGCCUAUUGAAGUGAUUCAGCAAGAUUAUCAUACCUACAAGCAAGGAUACGGGAAGGUCUCUCACAGUGGCUAUCAUAUCAUUGAUAUGCUCUGUGAAUUCGCGAAAGCGGGUCUCGUCCAAAGCAAACGCCCCGACGAGGUUGAGGUCAUCAGCAGCUUCAUCCUGCCACGAGGAUUCUUCAAGAUGAUGACCCAGUCUGAUUAUCAGAAAAUAUUUGGAGCCGAAGAGUAUUCAAAGACCUGCAAUUUUGAUGAGCAAGGCCUUCUGCAGCGUGUCGUGGGCUACGGCGAACUGGAUGCCACUGCCCAGCUCACGUUUCGCAAGGAGGGUGACCCCGUCAUCCUUGCCCAAAUCAGCAUGUCCAGCAAUGGAUACGGCCUUCGGUCUUCGCUGAUCCCGAGCAAAGAUCAAUACAAGGGUAGUGGUCGUGUUAAACAUGAGUCUUACGAGAUCAAGUGUGGACCCUUCCAGAGCAUUUACAUUGAGUCACGCUCCGUCAAGGAUUCGGACGAGCCUUGUCUGCCAGGAGACUUUCAAAUCGGAGCAAACAACCACUUCGAGAUGAAGGUCUUCCGGAACUUUGAAUUGACCGGACACUCGGGUGCUUUGGAGGUCCUUCACUUGGCCGAUCUGGCGGAGACAGAGGGCUAUGAUCACACCAAGCUCUACACUGAACAGGCAAAGGGAAAGAUGAUUCUUGAGUUCGUCCAGUCAAUCAAAGGUGAACUACUGCCUUCUGAAUUGACAUCGAAUAUUGAUGAUCAUCGCUUGCCUGUUGAGAUUAUGAGUGCUAUGUAUUUGUCUCACAUUAAUCAUCAGGCAAGCAACGGCAGCCCCAUUGUGAAAGUGCAAGGCGUCUAG
Messenger RNA from Penicillium subrubescens, 1482 nucleotides. RefSeq lists its product as uncharacterized. Gene Ontology annotation, molecular function: nucleotide binding. The record is from RefSeq and is a predicted model, not a curated record. Lineage: Eukaryota; Fungi; Ascomycota; Eurotiomycetes; Eurotiales; Aspergillaceae. The coding region runs from base 1 to 1482 and encodes 493 amino acids. The transcript has a single exon.